Meloidogyne enterolobii is the source of this 138-nucleotide messenger RNA. Lineage: Eukaryota; Metazoa; Nematoda; Chromadorea; Rhabditida; Meloidogynidae. The record is from the annotation of a GenBank genome assembly.
AUGUCCGCAUUUUAUGUCCGCAAAUAUUUCUUUUUAAGUUUUGAGGAAAUUUUAAAAAAUUAUAUCAACUCAAAAUGCGGAUUCUGCAAAAUAUUUGCGGACAAAACCUAUCUUCUUUCAAAAUUCUCCAAAAAAUAA